AAUCAACUAUUCAAAUAGUGACAACAUCCUUCAACCUAGCAUUUGAUUGGUUACUUGUAUGCGUUUGCAAUAUCCUUCAUUAGGUAUCCAUAGUUUUUCCUAUUGGUGCCCUCUGUACCGGAAGACCUACACAAUAGGUGUCUAAGGCUCGCCCUUAGGACGUUUGCUUAGGUGUCCUUUGCACGCCUGUGGGCCCAUGGUUUAGAGGAGGCUUUUAGGUCUUGUCAUUCCCCGGCUUUGCUUGAACGUGUUCCGUCUCCCUGUUUUUCUGUCGCGGCUAAGCGGUUACUCUGACCUGCAUGAUGUUUGAAGAAGCCGGCGAAGUGUUCGAUAACAUGCUGAAGGCCUCACUCCCAUUGACAUUCAUCGUCUUCCUCCCAGCUGUGCUGCUUCUUGUGUCCCCGCUGCAGGCCGACGCUGCCCAUGAGUUCACCGUGUACCGUAUGCAGCAAUAUGACCUGCAAGGCCAGAGCUAUGGAUCCCGUAAUGCACUGUUAAACACGGAGGCUCGCACAGUGGAAGCGGAUGUACUAAGUCGACGCUGUGUACUCAUGCGCUUAGCAGAUUUCUCCUUUGAGCAAUACCAGAAGGCAUUGCGACAGUCAGCCGGUGCAGUGGUUAUAAUUCUUCCCCAAGAUAUGGCAGCUCUACCUCAGGAAAUUGUCCAGCAAUUCAUGGAUAUUGAGCCUGAGAUGCUUUCUAUGGAGACACAGGUUCCUGUGUAUUUUGCAGUGGAAGAUGCAGAACUCCUCUCCAUAUAUGAGCAAACACUGGUGGCAUCUGCUAAUCAGGGUACCUCAUCUGCUGCUGAAGUUCUUAUCCACACAGCCACUGCCAAUGGAUUUCAGAUGGUGACGAGUGGUGCUCAAAGCAAAGCAGUUAAUGACUGGCUGGUGACCAGUAUAGAGGGACGUCUAGCUGGCCUUGGUGCCGAAGAUCUUCCAACAAUUGCAAUUGUUGCUCACUAUGACUCGUUUGGAGUGGCUCCUUGGCUGUCAUAUGGGGCAGAUUCUAAUGGCAGUGGGGUUGCCAUUCUUUUGGAACUGGCGCGUCUUUUCUCACGACUUUAUACCUACAAGCGCACACAUGCUGGGUUUAACCUGUUGUUCUUUGCAUCAGGAGGUGGAAAGUUUAAUUACCAAGGGACCAAGAGGUGGCUAGAGGAUCAUCUUGAUCACACAGAUUCCAGCCUCUUGCAGGAUAACGUGGCCUUUGUUUUGUGCCUUGAUACCUUGGGAAGAGGAGAGGACAUGCAUCUCCAUGUCUCCAAACCACCCAAGGAGGGGACCCUGCAGCACAUCUUUCUCAAAGAGUUAGAAAUGGUUAUCUCCAGUCAAUUCCCAGAAGUAAAAUUCUCUAUGGUCCAUAAAAAGAUCAAUCUGGCUGAGGACACUCUGGCAUGGGAACAUGAAAGAUUUGCAAUGCGCCGCUUGCCGGCUUUCACAGUCUCUCAUUUGAAUGGCCAUCGCAGUAAUCACCGCAGCAGUGUUUUAGACCUCAGGUGGAAGGUGGAUACUCAGGUGUUGGCCCGUAACACACGCAUUCUUGCAGAGGCGCUGACUCGUGUCAUUUAUAACUUGACUGAGAAGGCUGCUCCUUCUGACAUGCAGAUCUUCACACAGCAAAUGCAGGUGCAAGAGCAGCAGUUGGAUUCAGUCAUGCAGUGGCUAACCAGUCAGCCCCGAGCAGCCCAACUUGUGGAUAAAGACAGCAGUUUACUCAGUACUCUGGAAUACUACAUGAGCCGAUACCUGAAAGAUGUUAAACUGUAUCAUGCAAAAGCCGACAAGCGAGACCCUGAUUUUGUGUUUUAUGACCAAUUAAAACAGACAAUGAAUGCAUACAGAGUGAAACCAGCUAUAUUUGAUCUACUCUUAGCUCUGUGUAUUGCAGCUUACCUCGGUCUAUCCUACUUUGCCGUACAAAACUUUGGAAUCCUUUACAAACUUGUGCAGAAAGUUUCAUGGAAACCCAAACAACAGUGAGGACACCAUUCUCUUUGAACUGACCUCUUUCACAGGGGGCUUGUAUCUCCUCAUAUUGCAGGCAGAAUGGGGUUCUUUAUCACACCAGAUUUCUUUAGGAGGGGACUUUGAAUCACUGGAUUUACUUCCCUCCAUUCCUUGCAUGGAACUCAACAGAAUCAAGAAUCUUACUACUAAUAACCAUUGGAGAGCAGGGGGUACUAAUGUUCCAUAGCUGCUGCUUUUGGUGCUUUCCCCUUUUGAGGACAACCCCUCUCUACAGGUACUCAGGAUGGAAGGAUGGGGUUUGAGUAUUUAUAAUGCCAGGAAUUCCUACCUUUUGCCUUUUAUAUUUUUGUUUUAUAUCAUGCACUGAUAACCACACUUGCCCCCUCCCUAAAUAAUGUUAUUUAAUUAAUACCAGGGAUUAAGAAAUAAAACCAAUUAAAUUAAA
This is a messenger RNA of Bombina bombina (fire-bellied toad), 2418 nucleotides long. It is a transcript of the gene NCLN, whose product is annotated as nicalin. The record is from RefSeq and is a predicted model, not a curated record. The transcript is spliced from 15 exons. The coding region runs from base 300 to 1985 and encodes 561 amino acids. Gene Ontology annotation, biological process: regulation of signal transduction. NCBI's taxonomy places the organism in Eukaryota, Metazoa, Chordata, Amphibia, Anura, Bombinatoridae. Gene Ontology annotation, cellular component: endoplasmic reticulum membrane.